GAACUCACCCUCGAAGCCAAUCGCCGCCGUGAAAUGGGCAACCUCAUGAGCAAGGCGCCUCCUCACCGGAGCAAUAGCAGAAGCCACCAGCCUCCUCCUCCUCCUCCUCCUCCUCCGCCGCCGCCUCUCGCGGCGGAGCGACCUGAGGGUACCGUCCCUAGCACCAAUUUGGGCGCCGAUUCCAAUGUCGGCUCCGACGCGCAGAUAAACCCCUCCGAGGCCGAUUUGAGCUCGUACGAAGACGAAUCGAGGUCCGAUCCUGAGCUACAGACGUUUGAAUCGACUCUACAAGCGCGCACAAGCCGCGCCAUAAACUCCAUCGCCGUCGACCUCGAGAUGCGCUCCCUCUCCCUCAAUUCGCUCCGAGAAGUCACCGAAUCGCUCCUCGAAAUGAAUCAUGAAGUCGCGAAGAUCAUUCUCAGAAACAAAGACGAUAUUCUGAAAAAUCCAGAGCUCUCCGAUCUCGUUGACGACUACUUCGACAACAGUCUAUUAACCAUGGAUUUCUGCAAUGCACUCGGCGUUUGCCUCAAACGCGCCGGCCAUAUCGAGUCGAUUAUCAAUGUAGCUCUCCGGAAAUUCAAGGAAGAACACCACGCGCCGCUUCCAGAAGGUUCUUCGAGGAAUUAUUCAAAAACAUUGGAGGAACUGAACAUUUUCCGCACUGCGGAGGCUCCAUUUUCGCAGGAAUUCUUCAAUGUUUUCAAUUCCGCUCGCACAAAGCAAUAUUCAAUUCUGGCGAGGCUUCAAUCGGAGAAGAAGAAGCUGGACAACAAACUGGGGAAACUCAAGGCAUGGCGGAAGGUUUCCUAUGUGAUAUUCGUCUCCACAUUCGCCACAGUUCUGAUAUGCUCUGUGUUAGCAGCAGCUCUCCACGCCUCCCCUGUAGUGGCAGCAGUCGCCGCGGCUGCCUCCAUGCCCUUAACUUCAAUCGGAAGAUGGCUCGACUCUAUCUGGAAGAAAUCUGAGAGGGAAUUGAAGGGACAGGGGAAGGUCAUAACUACAAUGCAGCUUAAGAAUUUCAUCAUCAUCAAUGAUCUGGAGACCAUAAGGGUGCUAGUGGACAAUUUCCAGAUCAAGAUUGAGGAGUUGUUGGCGAAUGCUGAAGCUGCAACAAUGGAGGAUCAGGCUGUGGUGAUUGCAAUGGAGGAGAUUCAAAGGAAGGUGGAUGGAUUUGUGAAUACUGUCCGUGAAUUGAAUGAGUAUGCAGAUAAAUGCACUCGAGAAAUCGCCAGGGCUAGGAAUGCUGUGUUGAUGAGUAUAAUCAAUCAUCCAAACGGGUCGAAUCAGGAAUUUGGUAUGUUCCCUUGAUGCUUACUGACUGUUUAAUUGUCUGCACUUAGUAAGUUAUAAGAUCUUGCCAUUGAUGUAUAUGGAUUCUUGCUUAUCUAAGCUUAUUAGAUAUAUAUAUAUAUAUAGUUCUUACAUAUGUGGUGUGUAACUGAUGAUCUUAUUCUUGUUGUGCAAUAGAGAUGUUACAGAGAGUCAGCUAUAGUUGGCCAUUGAUUGUGUUUAUAAUUUUGCAUCUGUUUUGAGUUGUUUGUGGAUUUGUGAUUGAUUUUGGAUUCACAUAUUUUGAAUUGAACUGUUAUGAUUG
This is a messenger RNA of Andrographis paniculata, 1597 nucleotides long. Its product is annotated as UPF0496 protein 1-like. The transcript has a single exon. The record is from RefSeq and is a predicted model, not a curated record. The coding region runs from base 34 to 1311 and encodes 425 amino acids. Lineage: Eukaryota; Viridiplantae; Streptophyta; Magnoliopsida; Lamiales; Acanthaceae.